Messenger RNA from Porites lobata, 591 nucleotides. The record is from the annotation of a GenBank genome assembly. Lineage: Eukaryota; Metazoa; Cnidaria; Anthozoa; Scleractinia; Poritidae.
AUGGCGUGUCAACGCAUUACGAACGCAGUGUGUUACAUUUGUGAAAUGGCGGGACAUCACCCCCUUAGUUAUUUAGACGAUUUUAUCGGUGUGGCCACUCCGGACAUUGCCUGGCAGGCUUACGAUUAUUGUGGUCACCUUCUUGCCGAACUUGGUCUUGAAGAAUCUCUUAGCAAAGCUUGUCCGCCUGCUACGAUUCAAACUUGUUUAGGGGUGCAAUUUGACACUGUACAAAUGACACUUUCCGUCACACCAACACGUUUGACGGAAAUGGAGACUCUCCUCGUUUCAUGGUCUACUAAGAAAUCCGCUACGAAGUCAGAGCUACAGUCUCUGGUCGGUAAGCUUUCCUUUAUUUCCAAAUGCAUUCGACAGAGUAGACUCUUUCUGUCUCGCAUUUUAGCCUUGUUACGAACACUUAGACAGAAUGGUCAUCGCCUCGUCUUUCCACAGAGUUUCGCAGGGACAUUGCGUGGUGGCUUCGCUUCAUGCGGACCUAUAACGGCGUUUCAAUCAUUUCCUCGCUGGUCUGGACUGCUCCCAACGCCGUGUUCUCCACUGACGCAUGCUUAUCGGGAUGUGGUGGCUUGA